Messenger RNA from Nerophis lumbriciformis (worm pipefish), 1804 nucleotides. Lineage: Eukaryota; Metazoa; Chordata; Actinopteri; Syngnathiformes; Syngnathidae. The record is from RefSeq and is a predicted model, not a curated record.
UCUGGCAACUUGCUAGGCGGCUAGCAUGAGGGAAAGGGGAUUUCGGUCCAUUAUUAGUUUGAUACAAAACUAUUGAAAGCACAAAACAAUGACGCUGACGCCGCUUGUUUACUGGGCUCAACGCCAUGAAGACGUUUACCUGCGGGUGGAGCUGACGGACGCUCAGCCCUGGGUCACGGUGCUAAGGGGCAGAACCAGUACGAGUUCAGCCUGGAGUUUCUUUUACCUGUAAAGACAGAGGUGGCUCACAAGUCCACUCAGCGGCAGGUGAACGUCAGCGUUAGGAAACAGCAGAGAGGCUGGUGGGAAAGAUUGACCAAACAGGAACGUAAGCCGCUCUUCUUGGCUCCGGACUUCGACCGCUGGCUCGAUGAGUCGGACGCCGAGAUGGAGAUCAGGAAAAAUGAGGAGAGAAGGAACAAGCUGAAGGAUGCUCAGCAUGAUGAGGAAGGGUUCAUCAGUCUGAAAACAGCAUUUUUGUUUACGUAUAACUUAGUACAGUUCCUUGGCUUUUCAUGGAUCUUUUUCAACAUGACCUUUCGCCUCCUCAGGUUCGGCCGAGAUUCUUUCUACGACACAUUUCACACCAUAUCGGACAUCAUGUUCUUCUGCCAGAUCCUGGCGGCCGUCGAGGUUCUCAACGCUGCUUUUGGCAUCGUCAGGACCGGCGUUAUCCCAACUCUUAUACAGGUGGUUGGAAGGAAUUUCAUCCUCUUCAUCAUUUUUGGUAGCUUGGAAGAAAUGCAGAAUAAGUCGGUGGUUUUCUUUGUUUUCUAUCUGUGGAGCGCCAUUGAAAUUUUCAGGUAUCCAUUCUACAUGUUGGGAUGUUUCAACACAGAGUGGAAGAUCCUCACAUGGCUGCGAUACUCAUUGUGGAUACCGCUCUACCCUCUGGGGGUCAUAGCUGAGGCUGUUGCCGUGAUUCAGUCCAUUCCCAUCUUUGACGAGACCCGACUGUUCAGCAUUCCUCUGCCCAAAACCAUCGGCCUCCCUCUGAGCUUCUCCUACGUCCUGCGUGUAUACAUCAUUCUCAUGUUUCUGGGACUUGUCAUCAACUUUCGUCAUCUCUACAAGCAAAGGAAGAAGCGUUUCCGCACCAAGAAGAGGAAGGCACAUUGAUGCACUGUCACUGCCUGUUUUCAAAGUUCUAAUCUUCUGAGCACUAUUAAGUAUUGAUGUCUUCUUUUUUUCCUGCUGCUAAUUGGUUCCGCUUGAUGGUUUACUGGGACCACUCUUUAAGAACAUUUACUACACCCCUCUUCCCAUUUUGUUAAUGAUAGUGGAAGGCUUGGCCAUUUUGAUUUGAAGCUGUGUUACUGUAUUAGUGCUCCUUUGAUUGGUUUACAGUAUUUUUGAAUAUCAUCUUUUGAGAAUGAAUCACUCUACAGCACUCAGGGUGAACACUAGAUGACCAAUGCUUUAUUACCUUGACUUGUGAUAAAGACACUUACCAGCCACUUAUUUAGGUACUAGAGAUGCGCGGAUAGGCAAUUAUUUCAUCCGCAACCGCAUCAGAAAGUCGUCAACCAUCCGCAAUCCACCCGAUCUAACAUUUGAUCAGAACCGCACCCGCCCGUUGUUAUAUAUCUAAUAUAGACGAUGUAAGGCAUUAGUGAGGUUAUAAAGCUUUUGCCUGUUAAAGAAAGGAGACUGAUCCAAUGCAGCACAGACAUUCGCGUGCCACGCUGUCAUGACCCAGACGCACACAAGUGCGCAAUCAUAUGGGAGCCGCGCUGAGCGCACCUCCAAGCGCGUCUCGCUGCCGGCGACGGCCGGGUAUGGGCCCGACGCUCCAGCGCCAUCC